UUCCGUCCGUGUGGGAGCAACAAUCAUAUCCAAAAUGGAGACCGUAAAUGCUGGACAUAUGAUGAGCUUAGCUGCUCUACAGAGGCAAGAUCCAUACAUAAACAAAUUGCUCGAUGUUACCGGCCAGGUGGCUCUAUAUAACUUCAACUCCAAGGCGAAUGAGUGGGAGAAGACUGAAAUCGAGGGCACCCUGUUUGUUUAUACAAGGUCUGCUUCCCCUCACCAUGGCUUCACCAUCAUGAAUCGACUGAGCACGGAGAACCUUGUAGAGCCAAUCAAUAAAGACCUGGAGUUUCAGCUACAGGAUCCAUUCUUGCUCUACAGAAAUGGCAACUUGGGUAUCUAUAGUAUUUGGUUCUAUGACAAGAAGGAUUGUCAACGCAUCGCUCAGCUCAUGGUCAAGAUUGUGAAACAAGAAGCAGACCAUGCCCAGAAAAAGUCACCUGAGAGGGCAGAGCCGGGGAGAACCAAUGGAGUCGCAGAACCCCGCAGCAUUGAUAUCUUGGAGCUGCUCAGCAAAGCCAAGGAAGAAUACCAGAGGUCUCAAGGAGGUGAAACAGAUGUGUCCAUUGAACAGACAGCAAAAGCAGCUGCCAGCACUACAGAUCCCCACAUCACACCGCAGCCUGAAAAGCAGAGCUCUCACCCCGUGGUAAAGCAGAUCACAGUGGAGGAGCUCUUUGGUUCGUCUCUCCCUAAGGACCCCUCUCUACCAACCAUGCCCACGCAGAGCAACACUGUUUCCAGUGACCCCUCCGCUGCCUAUGUCCACAAACAACCGUAUCCUGCUCCACCUCCACAAAGCACUCUCCUCAUUCACCAACAUGCAGCCCAAGACCCUGGUUCCAACCAGAGGAAUCAAGCCCCCGGUCUGCUCCCUGCUCCAUAUGCACUACACCCAAGUCCUGUAUUCCAGUCAGUGAUCCAAAGGUCAGACCCCCAGCUACACUCCUCAGUGUCCCCACUCAUAGUGCCUUCAGGUGCUCCUCCUGGUACCGCAGGACCUCCAACUGCUCAAACAUCCUAUAUGGGUCAGGACAUCCUCGCCACACUCAAACCGGCAGCACCUUCUGUAAGUUCAGACCACCACAAACCCAUCCUCGCACCUAACUUCCUGCCAAGCACAUUGGUCCCACCCCACAGCUUCCGAGAGCCUAUGGGAAAACCCCUUCUCCAACACGGAAAGGACGUGGAUGUUUUCUCUCAGUCUCCAAAUCUGAUUAAACAAAUAUCUGCUGUCCCCAUGAGUCCAAGUCUUGCUGUUCCAGGAUCAGGGGUUUCUAUGCUGCUUUCCCCCAGUGCCUUCCAGCAGUCCCUCAAUAAGACACCGGCAGCAACGUCAAUGGUCCCUCCUGCACCCACUGAGCCCACCUCAGCCUCUGGAGGAGCUAAAGAACCUGUAGCAGCCCCCUGCAGUAAAGCACAGCUACAGGAGACUCUGAUACACCUCAUUAAGAAUGACCCAGACUUCCUUGGUGCCAUUCAUGAUGCUUACCUGCAGAGCCUAUCCAAGGACUUUGGCAACGUAAAACUAUAGUCCUACUUCAUCCAUCACCACUCUUUUAGUGCUCCGACCUCAUCAGGAUCAAUAAAGAUACACACAAUUAAUGGAGAAGUAAAAAAAAAAAAAAGUGGAGCAAACAGGUUUUCAACACACUGUUCACCAAAAAACCCUUCAAAACUAGUCUGUGUGCUAAAGGUUAUUACAGCAUGCACUGCACCAUCUAACCAUCUGUUCCUGAUGCUGAAUACUCGUUUUGGAUCUAUCUUUUGUCAAAAUCUAUGAAAAGCAGAACUACUGUGGGAAAGACUAAUGAGAUAAAUUUUCCCAGUUAAAUCUUGAUGUAUGUUUUGUUUGGUUUUUUUGAUUUUUCCUUUUGAACUUUCUGAAUGUGGUCAAACUUUAUGGUUGGAUAAAGUUUAGCUGUUGGUGUUUUGUUUUUGUUUUGUUUUGUUUUGUUUUCUCUGGAGGACAGAACCACAGUGGAGCUUUGGGAACCUCAAACCCGCUGACCCUCAGGCAGAUAGUUUUGCAGCUGUACGAAUCACAGGUGCUGCUUCUCUUACUCGUCACGUGUUUGGUGUUCUCACCACGAGCACACUUAUACUGCGACUACUUGUGAUGAGAAAGGCCUCUGUGCUGGGGACCUGAGCUAUCCUGCUAUGUGGCGUUUAAGCAGAACCAAUCUUCCCCCCCCGUUUUGUUGGGUUUUUUUUACGUUCUACGUUUUGAAGCUGAAGAAGAUGCUGAGCAGCCAUUCCAGGCGUUUUGUGUUUGGCAGGCGUUUGUUGAGGAAGUUUUAAGCUCUCGUCCAGUGAAGAUGAAUAACUUCUAUCAUUGUUUGGAGAAGAAGCACUUGCAGCCAAGAACUCAAACUAAUCACCUAUCCCUCUCAGCUGCUUUUAUAAUGUUACAGACGGUGAUAUGUUUAUGACUCAGAAACGAGCUCCUUUGCUACCUUUGGUUUUUCCACAAGUCUCCUUACCCUUGCUUUGUCUACGUCCUUCCCCUUCUUUGUGCUGUCAUCUCUCCUCCACCAGCUGAUCUUGCAGUCGUGGAUGUUCUCGGAGGGGAAUGUGCAAUAGGCGACAGUCGCAAAGCCUUUAGGGAUACCAGCAUUUUGGGAUAUCUUAGUCUGCUACUACAGAGCCUUUUGGGGUCUGCAAGUGAUUUAUGUUUCGAGUAUUAAGAGAAAAAGGAAAAACCAAAGUAGCAAAUUUCGAUUUCUGUUUCUUUUCGAUCCUUUUAGCAGUAAAAUGCUUAAGCAGGUGGAAACCAAUGUGCUUUUGAUAGCUUCAAACAAGCUGAGUUGCUACAUUUACCCAGACUAACGCUGAAAACUUUAAACUACCUCUAGGCCCAUCUACCCCCCCCCCCCAAAGUAUGUUUUUCCAAGCUGCAGUCAAUAAGUUGAAGAUGAAAUAAACUCGGGUGUUUUUUUGCAGUAAAAGGCUACUGCAGCACGUCCCCAUAAACCCUGCAGACUGCAGUGGAAGCAGGAGUAAACGCGUCCGUUUUCCUCGUGUACACCACUGAGUGGCUGCUGUUUGUGAGCAAAGAAAAAGAAUAAAUGUACGUCAUGAAAUCUGAGAUCUAAAAAAUAUAUAUAUCAAUGAAUUUUCGCACAAAAAUUUCAGCAUAUUCAAACUAUUAAAGUUGUCUAUUUAUACAAAAAAGGAAGAAAAAUGAUGUAAAUGCAUGAAAAUAUUAGAGGGUUUUCUGACCAGUGGUACAGUGAUGUUCAGUAGUUGGGCCAUUAAUCCAGUUACUUAAACAACCAGUAUACAAAGUCAUUAAUAUCCAAACAGUGUAUUUUUUUAAUAUUUGUGAGCAACAAGAAGAGCAGAGAUUAUUGCUUUGUGUAUAUAUUUUUUUUUUAUUUUGCGGCAUGAAUUCUUGCCUCGAUCGUGACAUCACAGCUUGGUAUUUAAUAUUUGAAGUUGUCUUUCUCCUGCUUGCAGUACUUUUUUGUAAGUUUAUUUUGUUUUUUUGUAAUUUGGAAAAGUUUAAAUUUCAAAUGUGAAAUAACGUCCGCAUCCAGGGAGCAAAUGGGAUCCUUUGUUCAUUUCAUUACCAUGUAAAAACUCAUUUUUCAUGUCAGAGAUGGUUUUGCCAACACAUUUUC
Messenger RNA from Pundamilia nyererei, 3626 nucleotides. RefSeq names its product decapping mRNA 1A (gene dcp1a). Gene Ontology annotation, cellular component: P-body. Gene Ontology annotation, molecular function: mRNA binding; enzyme activator activity. The coding region runs from base 35 to 1537 and encodes 500 amino acids. The record is from RefSeq and is a predicted model, not a curated record. The transcript has 9 exons. Lineage: Eukaryota; Metazoa; Chordata; Actinopteri; Cichliformes; Cichlidae. Gene Ontology annotation, biological process: positive regulation of catalytic activity; deadenylation-dependent decapping of nuclear-transcribed mRNA; deadenylation-independent decapping of nuclear-transcribed mRNA.